This is a messenger RNA of Osmerus eperlanus (European smelt), 1566 nucleotides long. RefSeq lists its product as uncharacterized. The coding region runs from base 1 to 816 and encodes 271 amino acids. Lineage: Eukaryota; Metazoa; Chordata; Actinopteri; Osmeriformes; Osmeridae. The transcript has 5 exons. The record is from RefSeq and is a predicted model, not a curated record.
AUGUCCUACUGCUGCGUCCCCAAGUGCAAUUCCAACAAAAAGAAGGACUCUUGCAAACUGAAAACAUUUCACCGCUUCCCUGUCAAUUCCGCAAUUCGUCAAGAAUGGGUUGUUAAAAUAAGGAGAGAUAUUGGGCCGCAUUUUAAGAUCGCAAAUAACACGAGAGUGUGUUCCGAUCACUUCCCCGAAGAGUCCUUCACAAAGACGCUAUGUGGCAUCAGGAAACUGAAGGAGGGGGUUGUACCAACAGUUUUUACAUGGUCCUCGAUCAAGCCUGGCAGGCGGAAGAUUGUUAGAACAGCAAGUCAUGUUGCCACUGCCACAGGUGGAGAGGAUGCACUGGGUGAAGAAUCAGAUGAGUCAAGUCACUCAGUGGGACAAGACCCCCAAGAGGACAUUGCCUGCACAUCAAGCGAAGUAGAGACAAGCUUGCCAUACGCAGAUCAUGACUAUACUCAGCGGCCCCUGUCCUUAGAGGAGCAGCUUCAAGAGGCCUGCAAGACCAUCGCUCUCCAGGAAGAAGAAAUAUCGACACUUCGUAGCAACCAGUUCCUCCUCAAACGCUUUCAGUGUGAUGACAAACAAAUCCAGUUCUACACAGGAUUCAGAGACUAUAGUACACUCAAAUCUGUGUUUACAGCUUUACAACCUACAGCUGAGCACAUGGUGAGAUGGAGUCAAGCACAGAAGGUAAAGCAAGCCGGUGAGCACAUUGACCAAUUUAUUCUUUAUCUUUGCCGUGUGAGACUGGGCUGUCUACAGCAGGACCUCGCUAAUCGCUUUAACGUAUCACAAUCAACUGUCAGCAGAAUAUGAAUCACCUGGACAAACUUCCUCUACUUCAUGUUGGGAUCGCUCCUUAUUUGUCCUUCAAGAGAGUCUGUAAAUGAUCUUAUGCCUCAAUGCUUCAAAAGUACAUUCCCAAAAACCAGUUAUUUUAGAUUGCACAGAGAUACAUGUACAAAAACCAAGCUCAAAAGUACUGAAUUCAGAAAUUUACUCCCAUUAUAAAGGAACUACAACCUUAAAGUCCCUAAUUGGUAUAAGUCCGUCAGGUUUAAUUACAUUUGUUAGUGACCUAUAUACAGGAUCGAUAUCAGAUAAGGAAAUUACCAGGAAGUCAGGCAUUCUCUCUUUGCUCGAGGAAGGGGAUCAAGUGAUGGCAGAUAAGGGGUUCCUUAUUGGAGACCUUUUGUCUGACAUCAAUGCUAGUUUAGUUAUUCCACCCUUUCUGGGUGCAAAAGCACAGUUCAGUGAGGAGGAGGUGCGGCAGACACAGGAAAUCGCCCGCCUUAGAAUUCAUGUCGAACGGGCCACAAGAAGAAUAAAAGAAUAUCACAUUUUUGAUAGAACAUUACACAUGACAGUUAUGGGGUCUGUUAACCAACUGUGGUCUGUGUGUGCCAGCCUUACAAAUCUUCAAGGACCAUUGUUCUGAACUUGAAGUAACAAUCAAAAACAUGUAAACUGAGGAAUACCUGGACUUAUGAAUGAUGAAAUACAUUUAUUGCAAAGAUAUUUAGAAUUAAAACUCAGGUCAUUUUCAUUAAAUGUGUAUACAAUAAA